Molecule: messenger RNA, 4078 nt
Organism: Aethina tumida (small hive beetle)
Lineage: Eukaryota; Metazoa; Arthropoda; Insecta; Coleoptera; Nitidulidae
Gene: Elp1
Product: elongator complex protein 1
Exons: 6
Coding region: 93-3611 (1172 amino acids)
Biological process (GO): tRNA wobble base 5-methoxycarbonylmethyl-2-thiouridinylation
Cellular component (GO): cytosol; elongator holoenzyme complex
Molecular function (GO): tRNA binding
Source: RefSeq, a predicted model, not a curated record
UGCACAUGGCGGACGGUGCAUAACGGACACGUGUGUCUCGUGUGUGAUACAGUGAAUACUAACUGAAUUGAUGAUCAUCUAAACCUGCAACAAUGAAUAACAUCGAACUGCUUGGUCUGACCAAGCUCAAAGGCAAACUCGAUGGUGUUACCAAUGCUACCUACGAUAAUGACUUAUUGGUUUACAUCAAAGACUCUUACCUGACAGUCGAAAACAUCAAGACGCAGGAUUUAUCGAAAUGUUCGUUGGAAGAGUACACCGGUAAAGUCCUCCUGCUCAAAUAUCUACGCUUGCACAACGCAGUGGUUUGUGUUAUGGACAAGGAAAUCCUGAUCAUGGACCUUGCCAACAACUCCAUUGAAAAUUUCAAGCCGGGCACCGAAAUUGCGACAGCGGCAGUCAACCCACUUGAAACCACCAUUAUUGUGGUGUAUGCCAACAACCUGAUCCACCAGUAUUACCUCGUCAUAAGGGACAUGAACUGGAUUCCAUUCGGAAGGCCCUCCGAUGUUUUAGAACAGGUGCCCAACUCAGUUUAUGUUGGAUGGGGUGCUCAAGAGACCCAAUUCAAAGGAUAUCUGGCUGAUGUACUCUAUGGACAGCAAUGGACAAGAAUCAAGCCUCCAUUUGAGCCUCCAACAAUAUCUUGGAGGGGAAACGGGGAAUACUUCGUCAUAAAUUACUGGCAUAAUGAUCAAAGAUACUUGAAGGUGUUUGAUGCUGACUGCUACCCAAAAUGGGUAUCAAAGAGUGUCAAUGGACUACUUCCGCCUGUUUCCUUCAAGAAUGAGGGCAACAUGAUUGCGACCGUUGCUAUUUGGGAGAAUUUAAACCAUAUCAUUGUGUUUGAGAAGAAUUGUCUUCCCAAAUACAGCUUCUCCAUCGACAAUUCAAAGGGCAAAGUUGACAGUAUUCAGUUCCACCCACAUCUUCCGAUGUUGACCGUUCUUACCACCUCCGACGAGACUCAGUAUUUGAACAUUUACGAUUACUCCAACGGCAAAUGGUACUUGAAACAACAGCUUCGUUACAGCGCCGAAAACAAGAUCGUCAGUUAUUUCUGGGACGACGUACAAUUCCCGUAUGUCUGUCAACUUUGGGUGAUCACAGCUGAGGAGCUGCAAUGUCUGACAUUCAAAAUUGGCGUUUCUCUCCACAAGAACUACAGUAUUGUGGCCAACAUUGAUGGGGCCGACAUCAAAUUCACUUGGUUCAAGGAUUCAGUUAUUCCACCACCAUUGUACUCUUACCUUUACAAGGCAGAAAACCCCAUCAAUAAAGUUGAGUUUCAUCCUACUGAAGGACUUUGCGUGGUAAUUGACGCAGAAAUGGUAGUUACAGUAUUGAAACUUCAUAGAACUAAGGUUAGUGAAAUAACAAAGGGUAAAGUUGAUGGCACUGGCUUUUAUGAUAACAGAAUUUCAUGGAGUACCCAAGGGUUAAAUUUGUACUUGAAUACCAAAAGCAAGGUAAAAGUAGUUGGAUCAGAGGUCAUCAAGGUGCACUGUUCUCCUAAGAACUUCACUGUUAGCCUGGAUCACGUGUUUGAAGACAACGUAUACGUUGACGGACUGCGUAUUACUUUCCGAUUGGGUGCCUUAUAUCAGUUUUACAUCAACGACAUCUUCAUAAAUGACAAAGUGAACUCUUACAUAGUGUUCAAAAAUCAUUUGCUCUACACCACCACAGACAACCAGAUUAACUACGUUAAGGUUGGCCGUAUUAUGGUUGAAAACUUGACCAACUUAAAUAAAUUGGACAGCAUCUGUAGAAGCAUCGAGCUGGGGGCAAAAAUCGUUUGCGUCACGGCCAACCGUCUUCAAACCGUUUUACAAAUGCCCAGGGGCAAUCUCGAAUUGAUUUCGAUCCAACUAAUGGGCGUCGAUAAACUCGAAAAUCUACUGCAGCAGGGACUGUGGACCGAAGCGGUGGAGUACGUGCGUUCCGAGAGGCUAAACCCCAAUCUCCUCAUUGAUCAGGACAUCUGCAGGUUCGAGGAAAACCUCGAACAGUUCCUGGCUGCCUGCCAAUCUCCAGCUCUGUUGAGUCAAAUCUGCAUGGAAAUCAAGUUGGAGAACACCUUGAAGAGGUCCAACAGGGAGGAACUGAUGGAGUUUUCGUUGCAAAAGCAGAGGAUAAUGUUGAAAAUCAAGGAAACAUUAGAGAACUCCGGUUGCGUUGAAUACUUAAACACCAUCAUCACGAUUUUGAUGAAGCAUUUCAGCCUAUCAGAGACUCUGAAGCACCUCUGCAGCGUGCACGAGAAGGCUCUGGCGAAGAGGAUUGAAAUGGUAUGGUGCGAACGGGCCGUCGCCCUAAUACGCACCCACACGGCCAACCAGGACGUAUUUAAGGCGGGCGCGCUGCUGUUCAACUUGGAGUUCUUGAGAUUCAUCAUGAGACUGUGCAACUACGACCCCAUGGAGUACGAGGAGAAGUUGGCGGCGCUGGAGAAGAUGUCCGAGGUGGAAAGAAGGUACGAGAUGUGCAUGUGGGCCGACGACAAGCAGCGUGCCGUCAAAUACUUGUUGAGAAUUGAGAAGUACGACGCCGACUUCGUCAUCGGGUUCGUUUCACGUAACAGCCUCUACGAGGAGGCCUACCAGGCUUGCCCAAGCAACUUGUCGUACUUUAAGGAGAUCUCCAAGGUGUACGGGCAGCAUUUAUCCCAUUUGGGCAGGCACAAUGACGGUGCCUUCGUUUUGAAACGGGCCGGUCUCAUUAAGGAGGCGCUGGAGCUGUACAGGGUGGCGUUGAAUUGGUCGCAUGUGAUGUACCUUGCGCACGAAUUGAAUUACACUCGCGAAGAAUUGGAUACGGUACUGGAAGUUAUUGCAAAUAGGCUCCUGCAAAUGGGGAAGGUGGAGGAGUCCGUUUUGUUGUACGAAACGGUCAUUAAGAACUACCUCAGGGCCAUUGAGAUAUUGUUGACGCACAAGAAGUUCAGACUGGCCGCCAAUCUUGCCUUGGCCAACGAGUUGUAUGAUAUUAUGAAUGGAAGGAUUAAACCGGCUGUUAACGUCGAACGACGCAGCCUAUUGGAUAAAAUCAUUGAUCUUGAACAUAACUUCAAGACUCACUAUGCUCGACUGAUUACCGUAAGGUCUGAGAAGAUCAGAAGGCAAAACGACGGUUUUGAUGGUGGUGACGGGGAUAUAUAUUCGGACACUGAAACCAUGUCAUCAAGAUCUUCGGGCUCACGUCGUUCCGACAGAUCCACCAUGUCCUCGCGUGGCAAACGUAAGGAAGACAGAAAGAAAACCGACUUGAAACACGGAGGAAAGUACGAAGAUAUUGCUUUGAUGCGGGCUCUGUAUAUCGAAAUAACUGAAGCGUACGAAAUGUGGACUGAAUACAACGAAUUGUUGAUGUUCAGCGACACCGUUGAGGACCACAAUCAAAUGAAGGUGGUGCGUGACAGAAUCUUCUUCACGCAAUCUUAUAUGAUGUUGCACUCCAAGGAAAUAUGGCCUAAGGACAUGAACAACUCUUUACAGUCUCCCGAGGGCAGAUUACUGUGGGAAAAUCUUGAGCAUCUUGAUGUUCAAUACAGAACUCGCCCAGCAGUUCCGGAGGGUCUAAGGAACUGGCGUAACAUGAUUGUCAAAUAGAAAGUUUGACGUAAAAUUUCGUUAAUUUAUAGAAUUUGUUUUAGUUUCAUUUGAAUGUUUAUUUAUAAUUUCGUUAGAAAAUACGUUUUAGUUAAGUGAUGUUGCUAUAGUACUAGUCAUACUAUAAAUGAGCUGUGAGGAAUAACGUUCCAAUUUUCUUUUAAGUUGACUUAGUUAAUUUAUUAAUCGUCCAAAAAUUUACUUGAGAUGCAUCUCUUGUCUUUAACAUACCAGUUUUUAAUUACCUUUAAAUAGCUAAUUUUAAUUCAUUUUAUAUCUAAUAUACAAGUAAAUUAAUGGACAAUUAUUUAUUUCAAUGUUUUAAUUUGAAUGUAUUUUAUUUUAAUGUUUUUUACGUUCUUAAUUUUUAAAGAAUACUCUCUUAACCUGCCAAGUGCUGUGAGGAACAUGGUUCCACUUUAUAAACUGAUGUAAAUAUAGAGUUUUUAAAAAUAGUUUCAUAUAUA